Molecule: messenger RNA, 1254 nt
Organism: Aureobasidium pullulans EXF-150
Lineage: Eukaryota; Fungi; Ascomycota; Dothideomycetes; Dothideales; Saccotheciaceae
Exons: 2
Source: RefSeq, a predicted model, not a curated record
CGUGCAAGCACUCCUCUCGGUUGUCUUCAAGGCCAUCGCUCGCUCGACACACUUGAUCGCCUCCACACACAUACCACGGCAGGUUUCAUCCGCUUGUCUCCUACAGCGUCUAUUGUCCGGCGCCUGCACUCAAGCACCAAACAUCACCGGCCGGCUACGAAACUGAUAGAAGCUCCCACUAUGUCGGACGAAAUGCAUGAAAUGGACUUCCCUGGCAUCCCUGCUCGUGAGGAUUGUUCAAGUUGUCCAGAGACAGGUACCCGUUGCGCUCUGCAUGAAAACAUGUAUCAUCGCGCCUUGAAGAGACAGCAAGAAACCGGCCUCGUGGUCCCAACAGAACAAGCCAAUGGCGACCGAGAUGACGGCCAGCCUGCCCAUGGAAUGUCAAAGAGAGCAGUGAACCGUAUCAAGACCCAGGAAGGUCAGAUGGUCAGCGCUCUGAAGAGAAUGAAUUUCGUAGAUGGCAAGCAACGACACAAUCUCUCCAAGAAACAGAAGAUCCGCGACAGAAAACAGGGAGAUGCCGCCGUGCAAGUUCCGAACCCUGCGAAGAUGGCCGCAAAGCAAGAGAAGGCCGCCAAACGCGCUGCCGAUCCGGGAAGAAUUGCCAGACUUGAGGCUCGCCGCCAGAACAUGGCUGAGAAGAAAGCCGUCCAAAACGCGAGACGUCUUCGCCUUGUCGACGAGCAAAGGCAGAAGAACAAGACCAGCAGGCUCGUAGACGCUGCCGAUACCAACGAUACGCUUCAACUUGCCCGUUCUCUUGAGCAAAAGGACGCCACAGAUGACAAGGCUCAAGUCCGCGGUCCGGCCCGUAGAACAAGAGGACAGAUUGCCGCCUACGGCCUACACACAGAACUUCAGGACCUCGCCACCGUGCAUAGCAUGCCUUUGGAUACCGGUACUGGUGAUUUCCUCGCCCGCGCAGACUCCCUCAUCCAACAGACUCUCAAUUCCGUUCAUUCCACCUUAUCGCCCACCGAUCGCAAGAACCUCGAGGAAGCUCUCAGCCUCGUUCGCACAACUCACUUGCUUUCACCGAGCCACACCUACAACCCUAUGAAUCUUGGAUUCGCCGACGAAUCGAUUGACCGUGUGAUUCAUGGGCCCAUCGCUGAUGAUCCCCCUAUCUACGGAUACAGACCCAUCAUAGAAGGUCAGCCAAUCAAACAGGAACCCAUGGCCGAAGAUACCUCCAUCAAAGAUGAGGAAAACAAAAACAUGGCCAGUCACGGUCGGCUCAGAGGUGGAGCC